UUUUGGUGGGUUGUCCUUCCGGUGUGAAAGGUCAAACGCACGUCCGAGAAGGCAAGAAGAAGCGAGGAGCGAAGAAAAACAUCCCCUGAAAUUUGUUAAAAGCUGUUUAAUAAUAUGUCCCACACCAUCCUGCUGGUGCAGCCCACCAAGAGGCCUGAGGGAAGGACGUACGCCGAUUAUGAAUCAGUCAAUGAGUGUAUGGAAGGUGUUUGUAAGAUGUAUGAGGAGCACUUAAAGAGAAUGAACCCCAACAGUCCAUCGAUAACGUACGACAUCAGCCAGCUCUUCGACUUCAUUGACGACCUGGCUGACCUCAGCUGUUUGGUGUACCGUGCCGACACGCAGACAUACCAGCCAUACAACAAGGACUGGAUCAAAGAGAAGAUCUACGUGCUGCUCCGCCGUCAGGCCCAGCAAUCGGGAAAGUGAAGCCACUGUGGGCUGGUUGAAUGGAUGGAUGGAUGUUGGGUGUUUUUUUUCUCUCUCCCUCUCUCUAUCUGUAACUUUUGUUCAAAGGGUUUUUUUUAAGUUUGCAAAAAGUUUUCCUUCUAUCAUGAGCCGCAUGGAUGUUUUCUAUAAUGUGACUGAAUAAACAUUUCCUUAAAAUAAA
Molecule: messenger RNA, 610 nt
Organism: Thalassophryne amazonica
Lineage: Eukaryota; Metazoa; Chordata; Actinopteri; Batrachoidiformes; Batrachoididae
Product: enhancer of rudimentary homolog
Exons: 4
Coding region: 115-429 (104 amino acids)
Source: RefSeq, a predicted model, not a curated record